CCCUCUGCUCCGGACUCGGCCUGGGCGCCCGAGGCUCAACAGCCGGCGCUUGCCGGCUCCCGGGUCCCCGGUGGCUCGGGACCCAGGCCCGGGCGCACGGGGCAGCGGGAGUUGGAUGCUAGGGUCCUCAGCCAGAGCCGCGGGCCUGCCUCCCGUGAAGCGCUCCCUGGGGCGCGGCGCCCGCGCUUGGAGGCGACUCCGAGUGCAGUUACAUUCUCAUUCGUCCCCCGAGGGAGGCGUCCCCUGGCUGGCACAUGGCAGCCCCAGUAGGCGACAAGGCCGCUGUGCCCUUCACGAGAAAGGCAGCAGCAGACCAUAGAGACGCAGAGACCCGCAGGGUGCGUGCCAGCUAGGGGGAAGCUCGCCUUCUCCCCCGUCGCCGUUGGGAGCGCGGCCCUGUGCCUUUAAGAAGCAGCGCGCCGGGAAGCCCCGCCCCGAGGAGCGCGCGGUCGCCAUUGGCUGAGCGCGCCUCAGGGCGGCACGUGGGCGCAGGCUUCGAGCGCUCCGAUUGGAGCCAGAGCCUGCCGGUCUGCUCGCCGGACACGCGCCCGCCCCCCGGGCCUCGGCGUUCGGUUCCCGGGUCUUUCACGUUCCACUCCCGGACGGCCCCGGGGUGCGCGGCCCGAGCAGGCCCCCUGUGUCCGCCGGCAGGUGUGCCGAAGCCGCGACGCAGGUGGACCCACCAUGGCAGAGUUCUCCCAGAAUCGGGGCAAGCGGCGUGACGGCGAGGCGCUGGGCAGCGCUGUGGACUUUCUCCUGGCCAAUGCCCGCCUGGUGCUGGGUGUGGGCGGGGCUGCCGUGCUGGGCAUUGCCACGCUGGCUGUGAAGCGGCUCAUCGACAGGGCCACCAGCCCUCAGGAUGAGGAUGCUGCCAAGGGGGACACCACGUGCCUGGAGGAGAGCUGGAAGGAGCUGAGCCUGCUCAAGGCCACGCCAUGCCUCCAGCGUCGGCCCCCACCCGCCGCCCUCAGCCAGUCGGUGCCACUCCGGGCCCCCUCACCCUCUGCCCCAGAGGUGCCCGCAGGCGCAGAUCCCCAGAAGGCGCCUCAGCUCAGCUCCCCAGCGCCAUCCUUGUGCCUGACGUUCCAGGAGAAGCUGCUGGCAUUCGAGCGGGACUACGUGACCGUCCCGGUGGCUCACGUGGCUCUGGCCAAGCAGCUGGCCGGUGAUAUUGCCCUGGAGCUGCAGGCCUACUUGCGGAACAAGUUCCCAGAGCUGCCCUUUGGGGCACUGGUGCCUGGCGGGCCGCUCUACGAUGGGCUGCAGGCAGGAGCCACCGACCCCGUGCGUCUCCUGGUGCCCUUGGCACUGGAGCCGGGCCUGUGGAGCCUGGUGCCCGGUGAGGACACCGUGGCUCAGGACCCUCGCUGCUGGGCCGUGCGCAGAACUCAGCUUGAGUUCCGCCCUCGCGGGAGUAGCCCAUGGGACCGCUUCCUGGUGGGCGGCUACCUCUCCUCCCGCGUCCUGCUGGAGCUGCUCCGCAAGGCCCUGACCGCCUCCGUCAACUGGCCGGCCAUCGGCAGCCUCCUCGGGUGUCUGAUCCGGCCACGCGUGGCCUCGGAGGAGCUGCUGCUCGAGGUCCAGCACGAGCGUCUGGAGCUCACCGUGGCUGUGCUCCUGGCUGUCGCCGGCGCCCCGGCUGGAGAUCGCCUCCUGCUGGCCUGGCCCUUGGAGGGGCUGGCAGGGAACCUCUGGCUGCAGGACUUGUAUUCUGCAGAGGCCGCCAGGCUGCGGGCCCUGGAUGAGGGCGAUGCUGGGACCCGCCGGAGGCUGCUGCUGCUGCUCUGCGGUGUCUGCCACCGCCACCCGGUGCUGGGGCGGCUGGGCCGCAGCCACCUGACCCAGGUGGUCCUGCGCCUUGGGGAGGAGGCGGCCGACUGGGCCGAGGCGGCCCUGGGGGAGCGCUUCCUGCAGGCCCUGGAGUCUCUCAUCGGCAGCCUGGAGCGGGCCAGUCUGCCCUGCCAUUUCAACCACCGCGUGGACCUCCUGGGUGGCCUGCGGGACGAGGACAUUGAUGACCUGGGCUGCGCGCUCUUCCGUGGGCUGCAGGCCCCUGAACAGCUGCUCUAGGCGGGCGGCAGCGGCGGCCCCUCACGCGGGUGAGCCUCGCACGCUGCCCCUGGUGCUUGGAGAGCCCCUUUCUCUUGCUUGAGCCAGAACACGAGGGUGCGGGUUGGCACGGGCUGGGCGACAGCGCUGGAGCCCUGGGCCGCCUGCACUCGCACUUGGCUCUUCGGCCCGGGGCCGCCCCGACCCCCAGUCACAAGCAGCGAGUUACAGACAGAGCCGGGCUCUUGCUGUCCCUCUAGGGGCGAGGCUGCUCGGCUUUCCUGUCCCAAGAGUGAGUCGCAAUUUCUUUAGUGCCAGCUGUGGGCAUCGCAAAGCUGCUGGGCUGUGGCCACUGUGUCUGUUUCACUCCCGGUGGCUGGAGUCACCUGUGGCACACAGCUCUCCGCUGACUUAAAGGCCAGCGUUUUCAACGCCGUGCCCGCUCUGCUCGUCUGGCUCUAGCCUGGAGUGGGGCCCAGUUCACGCUUCAGGAGAGGCUGUUUCCUGUUCCCCGCCAGCCGGGUGAGUGGAGGCCCCAGGAGAACCCUGUCCUCACUGGGGGAGCCGAGGUCCUCUGUGGCGCCCGCCUGGCCCAGAGCCGAGGGUGUCCUCUGGCUGCCGCUGCACCCAGCUCCUGGGGUGCCUGCACCAGCUGUGCCCUCCUGAAACUGGCGGGGCUGGGGAGGGGGUCUCACCUGUCUCUGGUCUCCUUCCUGCUGAAGCAAAGCUCUCUGCCUCAAGGACUGAAGGAGAAUAAAGGAGAAGCCCAUGUCUGUGGGGCUCACGCUG
Molecule: messenger RNA, 2838 nt
Organism: Phacochoerus africanus (Common warthog)
Lineage: Eukaryota; Metazoa; Chordata; Mammalia; Artiodactyla; Suidae
Gene: MIEF2
Product: mitochondrial elongation factor 2
Exons: 4
Coding region: 685-2070 (461 amino acids)
Biological process (GO): mitochondrion organization; positive regulation of mitochondrial fission
Cellular component (GO): mitochondrial outer membrane
Source: RefSeq, a predicted model, not a curated record